AUGGCGGCUCUAGUGCAAAGUUUCACUCAAAGAUCAUCUCGAUUAGGAUCCGUGUUGAGAAACCGCUCUAUACUAUGCUCUUCUCACCCCCUUGAAAGACAAGGAAGAAACAGCGCACGACAUAUCCACGCCCGCGCAACCGAAUAUCUUCAAAACAACGAUGUAGACCUAACAGACUCGCAACGCACCGUCCGCGAUGCAAUUUCCAAAAUAUGCAGCCAAUACACCGACGAAUACUGGCUCAAACAAGAAGAAAUCAAAAAAUUCCCAGCCGAAUUCCACAGAACCCUAGCCCAAGAUGGGUGGCUGGGAAUCUGUAUGCCACAGCAGUAUGGCGGAUCAGAGUUGGGUAUCGCCGAGGCAGCGGUGAUGAUGCAAACAAUCUCCGAAUCUGGUGGAGGGAUGACGGCUGCUUCGGCAGUGCAUAUGAACAUCUUUGGUCUUGAGCCAGUGGUCAAAUUCGGCACAGAUGAACAAAAGAAGCGCUGGUUGGAGCCUCUGGUUGCAGGGAAAGAGAGGGCUUGCUUCGGCGUCACUGAGCCAAAUACCGGCCUUGACACGUUGAAACUGCAAUCACAAGCCAAAAAGAAUGGAGACCAUGAGUAUAUCCUAUCCGGUCAAAAGAUCUGGAUUUCCACGGCCCAAAACGCGCAAAAGAUACUCAUUCUUGUCCGCACCACCCCGCUGGAUCAAGUCCAAAAGCCAUCCCAGGGCCUAUCCCUCUUCUACACCGAUAUAAACCCAUCCGUGGUUGAAAUCACCGAGAUUCCCAAAAUGGGCCGUGCUGCUGUGGAUACCAAUACCCUGUUUUUCGACGACUGGCGCGUACCGGCCAGCGACAUGGUUGGAAAAGAAAACGAAGGCUUCAAAAUGAUUAUGCACGGGAUGAAUGCAGAGCGUAUCCUUAUCGGCGCUGAAGCAUUGGGUCUAGGCUAUGCGGCAUUACGCAAGGCAGCUAUCUACGCAGGCGAGAGAAUAGUGUUUGGCCGCGCCAUUGGGAAAAAUCAGGCAAUUCAGCAUCCACUCGCAGAUAGUUGGAUGAAACUGGAAGCAGCACGGUUGAUGCUAUACCAUGCAGCACGCAUGUACGACCAGGGCUAUGCUGCGGGCGAGUAUGCCAAUGCUGCAAAAUAUCUUGCCGCUGAGGCUGCCUUUGAGUCGUGUGAGAGGGCGGUCAUGACGCAUGGUGGCAUGGGUUAUGCAAAGGAAUAUCAUGUAGAGAGAUAUCUCCGGGAGGUGUUUAUCCCAAGGAUUGCUCCGGUCAGUCGCGAAAUGAUUUGCAACUAUAUUGGUGAACGAGUAUUGGGAUUGCCUAGGUCAUAUUAA
Molecule: messenger RNA, 1326 nt
Organism: Talaromyces rugulosus
Lineage: Eukaryota; Fungi; Ascomycota; Eurotiomycetes; Eurotiales; Trichocomaceae
Exons: 2
Coding region: 1-1326 (441 amino acids)
Molecular function (GO): acyl-CoA dehydrogenase activity; flavin adenine dinucleotide binding
Source: RefSeq, a predicted model, not a curated record